Molecule: messenger RNA, 513 nt
Organism: Pseudovirgaria hyperparasitica
Lineage: Eukaryota; Fungi; Ascomycota; Dothideomycetes; Acrospermales; Acrospermaceae
Exons: 4
Coding region: 1-513 (170 amino acids)
Source: RefSeq, a predicted model, not a curated record
AUGUUUCCGGCUUCUCUAUUGCGGAUCAACUCCGGAUCAUUCUACAAGCAGUUCGACUUUGAACGGUGCGAUCAUCGCUGUAAUGAACUUGAAUCGAAAGCUGCGAGUCCGGUGACCUGGGCGCGGCUCCCAUUGUCCGAUGGAAUCGUGUUGCUUCCCAAUACAUUCACAAUGCAGGAAAUCAUUAGAACCGCUAUGGAUAACUAUGAUCUUGAUAUUGAAGAAGGAUCUGAUGUCGAUCGUCCAUACAUUUUUACCGUGCCAAAGGGCAAGUCUCUCCUCGAGUUCUCGUUUGGAACCCUGGUUCCAGACACACUUGCAUUAUACAGGAAUAAUAUUGCGCACUUUUCUCUCAAGCCAGCACGACCUAUGCCAAAUGACGCCUAUGUGGAGAUACUAUCGAAAUUUUACACAGAGCAUGCUCUGAAGGAAGACGCCGACGAAUGGCUUAGUAGCCACAGCUUUCAAAAUGCAGUUUCGGACGAAAACGAAUCUAAGUGGAUGAUGGACUGA